AUGCGCCAUAAACGACACACAUAUAAUGCGAUAACACCAGGUAUACGAUACUCGUUCAUACUGUUAGAGUUAUUCUAUAUGGCAACGGGGGCAAUAUUAAUUACGUUCGCGGUUCUCUGGAAACUGAGUUACGGCCCAAACAUACGGAGUCUCGUUCUCACUCCACGUUUAUUGCUCAGUGGAUUUGAUACUCAAAUCUAUUACGUCGCAAAAAAAUGGCUUUCGGCACAUGCUACAUUUAUUGUUGUCACCACAAUUCUAUUAUUAUGUCUGGGUGCAACAAUUUGGUUCGAGACCUUGGAAGAACAAAGUACUUAUGGCGCCGAAUGGAAAGAAUAUGACGACGCUACAAAGGCUAUGAUACAAGAUAAACUACAAUGUUGUGGCUGGCAAGACGUUCAAACUUACACCCCUUCAAAUUAUUGCAACGAGCAAAGUGUGUCAGACAAUAGUAUCGACAUUUUUAUCUUUUUUGCCACCAUUAUUUUAAUACAAGCGAUUAAUGUCGAAGAACGGUACCGAAAGAUCGAAGAAAAACAUGCGGGAGUUGACCGUGCCCUAAGAAUGCAGUAUGUUUGA
Ambispora leptoticha is the source of this 579-nucleotide messenger RNA. NCBI's taxonomy places the organism in Eukaryota, Fungi, Glomeromycota, Glomeromycetes, Archaeosporales, Ambisporaceae. The record is from the annotation of a GenBank genome assembly.